ACGUGUUAUAAACACCAAAGAAACUGAUGAAUAACAUUGUGAUUAGAUAUUUAUUUCGAAUUUAAACAGUCAAUUAAUUUAACUGUAUUUAAUUUAAGCUUAGUACCAAGGGCAAAGCAUAAUAAAAACUUAACGGUAGUGAAUUGGGUUUCUUUUGCUGGCAGAUUAUUUUUUAAACUGGAAUUCAUACCUUGGAAACGAAGGUAGUACAAACGGCGAAAUAUAGUGAUACAGUGGUAAUCAGUACCACUCGAAGAAUAAUGGACGAAACAGCAGAUACAACGAAGAUCACAGAAAAUACUUUUGCUAAAAUUUGUGGACUAUGUGAAGAACAGAAAAGCAAGUAUUGUUGCCCAAAAUGUGGUGUAUUAUAUUGUUCGCUCGGUUGUUAUAAAUCAGACAAACAUUUAGAGUGUUCAGAAAAUUUCUAUCGUGACUGGGUUAAUGAAGAACUCUCCUCGCAAAAUGUGGAUGAGGAAUCUAAACGUAAAAUGAUUGAAAUACUAAAAAAAAUGCAAAAUGAAUCUAAUGAUAAUGUUGAUGACUUAGAAAAUGAUGAUCAUAUAGACUCUGAUGAUUACGAUGAAGAAGAUUUACAUGACAGGAUAAAGAAUUUAGACAUCAAUGAUGCAGAUGCCAUUUGGAGUGCCCUAACUGAAGAUGAAAAGAAUGAAUUUGAAGCUUUGAUUAGUCAAGGAGAUGUUGGUUCUAUAUUACCUCAAUGGGAACCCUGGUGGACAAAAAGAACAAAAAGCAAGUUAGUAACAGAAGUAUGUGAUGAUGAACUUGAUAAGAACGUCGACACUUGUCCACAACUGAAAAAUGUUCAAAAACUCACCUCUUUAACGAAAAUUGCACCAUCGACUACCGUGAAAUUCAACAUAAUCAACAUUCUAAGUUCAUAUGCUUUUAUAAUGAGAUAUUUCAAUGGAGAGAUUGAUCCAGUGGAAGCUAUUGUCCAUUUACUAAGUAUAUGUGGGAAUUUAGAAUCAAAUGCUAAUUAUGAUGAUCCUGCCAUAGCUUUGGAAGCUGUCGCACAGAAAUGUUUACAGAAUGAACUUGUACAAACAGACAAACUUAGUACUGAAGUAAUGAAACACGACACAUAUCUCAUACUUCAGGGGCCAAAUGAUGACAAAAAGUCAUUUUACUGUAAAGCUGCACUGUCCCAUCUGUUCGAAAUAUUUACUGAAGCAAAGUCUGCAUUGAAGCACACAAAAAUUGCUGAAACAAAGAAAAAGACAGAAUUUUCUAAGAAAUUUCCAGAACAAAAAAUUGACCAUUUACCAAAACUAGAUGUGGGGAAAGUGAAGAUGUCUAUGAAGAAGAUAGAAUAUUAUCUAUCUUUUUUGGAGAGUUAUAGCAUGGAACUUUAAUAAA
Bombyx mandarina (wild silkworm) is the source of this 1380-nucleotide messenger RNA. Its product is annotated as zinc finger HIT domain-containing protein 2. The record is from RefSeq and is a predicted model, not a curated record. Lineage: Eukaryota; Metazoa; Arthropoda; Insecta; Lepidoptera; Bombycidae.